Molecule: messenger RNA, 579 nt
Organism: Blepharisma stoltei
Lineage: Eukaryota; Ciliophora; Heterotrichea; Heterotrichida; Blepharismidae
Source: the annotation of a GenBank genome assembly
AUGGAUGAAAAGGUGCAUUUUAUCAAGCAAGGACUACCCAGCGAAAUUGUUGAUUUUUCUUUAAGAUGCAGAAGACAAGCUUUGCUGCUUAUAAUUUUUUCUGUUAUUUGCUUGAUAAUUACAAUAGCAAAUUUAAUUACGAUAUCAUUUCAUACUUUGUAUUCAGGGAUUAUUGAAUUAUUUACAUGUCUUAUUGGGGUUGCAGUUGGAAUAUUAGGACUUCGCGCAGCUCAAUUUCAAAAGCUUUCUAUUGUCAGAAGAUAUAAGUACUGCAUAAUUAUUUAUGCAAUUUAUUUUGUAUUGAGUACAGUUGCUACAGGUCUCAUUGAGUUCAUAUCAUACUUGAUGUCUUCAAAAGGUGCUGCUGAAGCUAGUAUUAUAGGGAUAACUUUAAGUAUCAUUGUUUUGAUAUCAUUACCAGUAUGUUGGUGAUGUUCAGUGAGCGCUAUUAUUUAUGCAAGGAAUUUAGAAAACUAUGAAAGAAAUCCUUAUGACACUGGCGAGGUAAUUGAAAAAGUAUCAACAGAUAUUGGUGGGUCAAGCUUGAAUCCUAUAAGAGGAUCGAUGAUAAACAUAUAA